Molecule: messenger RNA, 2136 nt
Organism: Rhopilema esculentum
Lineage: Eukaryota; Metazoa; Cnidaria; Scyphozoa; Rhizostomeae; Rhizostomatidae
Source: RefSeq, a predicted model, not a curated record
UGGUUCUUGCCAGAUUGCUACCAUCAUCUGCUGGCCUCGUUUUUGAUAUAUGUACCGAAAAGCACAUUAAUCCAUGGGAGGUUUGCUUGAUAUACAUGAUGAAUCCAAACGACGUUGGAGUCUCAAAAGACUUCCUUGGUUAUGUAAACACCAUCAAAAGGAUGAGGCCCUCUUCGAAUGCUUUGGAUGACACCACUGUUGCGAUGACGCUACUUUACUGCGCUCUUAAAGAAACCAGUGCAAAAAGCAACAUCAAAAUGCGUUACUGUGGCUGCGGAGUCGCGCGGGAAGGUUCUCAUUGGUUACCCUGGAAGGAGAAAGGCUUUAUUGAUAACGUCUUAAUGAAUGCUGUGAAUUCAAAUGAUUGUGGAAUAGUUUGUCGGAUGUUCGAGCUAUGUCGAAAAUAUGGGUACUGGGUUGGUUGCAUCAAAGUGCUACGUCAUCUUGGACAACACAAGCAAGUGUUUGAAGUCAUGAGCCAGCUGGGAGACUUUCGGCUUUUGGACGAUUACGUCAAAGCCGAGACAUUCAGCAUACAAGAUGAUGACCUUAAGCACCUUUGCAAUUUGAAGUACCACAUAAGAGACGGUCCACACAAAUGCAGACCAGCUGUUCCGGAUUUUACACGAACCAUAACUGAUGAAUCACUUGCAAGGCUUCUUGUAAGGGAACUGGGCCCUAAAGAAGCACUAAAGAUGUUGAAUUAUUUUAAAGAAGAAUUUGUUCCUUCAAGUCAAUUUUAUUACGCAUGUUUACAGAUAUCCGAAAAAGAGCUGGAGCAAAGGCAACUUAUAUUGAAAAUGAUGGAAAGCCUGAAUAGCCUUUCUUUCAACGAAAACAAAUCGAUGCUUCAAACACAGAUUGAGGAAUUGAAGAACAGAGAACUUAGUGGUGAUUUGCCCAGUGAUGAGGCAUUGGUUAUGGAAGAUUCGUAUUCGACGGAUUUGCAAAGCUCUAACCAUUGGGGAGUCAGCCUAAAUAUCUCGAGUUCGCAUUGCCCAAGCUGUACCCUACCACUGUGUAUUCAUGGAGCAUCUACUAAUGCUGGUUUGGUUGUUUUCGACUGUGGCCACACGUUCCACAAGCAAUGUAUUCCUGAAGAAUCUUGCAUCAUAUGUUACUAUAAACUUGACAAGUUUAUCCAAUAGUUAUUAUUUUAUUUCAGUCUAAUAAUUUUUCUUCUUGACUUUAGUUAAGGCAUAAUUUUAAAUUCAAAUGUAAUAUAUACAAGUUCUCACAAAGAAGACACAACAUGACAUUCAAACAGAAGAUGUGUGGAUCAUUUAUGCUAUGAUUUUGCGGAAAGAUUUCCUUAAAGAAUUGCCUGUCGGCAAAAAGCGACGCUUGCAUUUUAAAAUAACAGUUGUUUAUAUUACAACGACGUUUCGUCUCUAAUUUUUUUACUUUAAAUGCUUUCAGCAAUCGUGUUACAUGCUGAGGCGGGUCACUUUGAACUCGUCAAUCCUCUACGAUUCGUUUAAGUGAAAAUCUCAAAUUACACAUUAUGAUUCGAUCAGGUUAAACUGACCUGCCUCACCAUAGAAUAGCAUGACAUCGCCCGACGGAGGAGCAUGCCAGUUACAUCUGUUAAGCGUUCUGUCUGCUGACAGCGCAUAUUUUUUGCUACCGCUGACCAUUAUGCGUACAACUAUAAAGCAGAUCCUACAGAUAUUUGCCUGUCGUAUCUGUAAUCAUUGUUUUCAUUGUAAGCAAGAUUCGUUAACUGAAUUUCAAAUUUUUGAUAAUUUUGCCAUUUUUCAUGUUAAAAGUCAGUUUUUUUGAUUAUCAAAAAUACUUUUGUUGUAAAAAGAAAUUUACUGUUGAAUUAAUAUUUGUAAUGAUGCAUUUUAGAGUUAGCUUGAGUUCCAAGAAUGUCAUAGAUUUAAUUUUAACGUUCUGAUGUUUCAAAAGCAUGUCACUGCUUCAUGCUUCAUGCUAUGAACGGUCUAUGUGAAUCGAGUAUUUCAGUAAAAAAGAAAUAAGUUCAUCACUAUUUUUAUAGAGAUAAUUAUAACCAACACUGCUGCGUUUGUAAAUUUCAGAAAUUCUGAAAUCUCUCAGUGUCCAUUGAUAGUCAGUUGUUAAUCACCGCAUAAUUUUUUUUGCAGAAAUAUAUUUUAAUUUGUUCCAACAUGA